Messenger RNA from Anthostomella pinea, 717 nucleotides. The record is from the annotation of a GenBank genome assembly. NCBI's taxonomy places the organism in Eukaryota, Fungi, Ascomycota, Sordariomycetes, Xylariales, Xylariaceae.
AUGGACUUUGCGGCACCCCCCGAGAACGUGACCUUCCGUGGUCUCCUAUUCGACAUGGACGGUACCAUCAUCGACUCAACUGCCGCCGUCGAGAAGCAUUGGCACUCAAUCGGAAAGGAGAUCGGCGUCGACCCGGAAGUCAUCCUGCAGACCUCGCACGGCCGCCGGAGCAUCGACAUGCUCAAGGUGCUCGCCCCUGACAAGGCAAACUGGGAAUAUGUAAGACACAUGGAAGGGCUACUCCCCAAACUCCACGGCGAUGACGCCGUCGAGAUCCCAGGGGCGAGAGCCCUCCUGGACAGCCUGAUAGCAGCACACGCCCCGUGGGCCAUCGUGACGUCUGGCACAGUGCCCCUGGUGAGCGGCUGGCUGGACGUGCUCAAGCUCCCGCAUCCCGACCACCUCGUCACGGCCGAGUCCGUAGCCAACGGCAAGCCGGACCCCUCCUGCUACGAACUGGGCCUCUCAAAGCUCGGACUCGACGCCAAGGCGGAGGUGCUGGUCUUCGAGGACAGUCCCGCGGGCAUCAGGGCCGGCAAGGCUGCCGGCUGCAAGGUGCUGGGUCUCGUGACGAGCCAUACGGUCGAGCAAGUCAUGGCGGCCGAGCCGGACUGGGUGGUGCGGGACCUGAUCUCGGUCAAGAUGGUCGAGUACAACCCCGGGGACGGCCGCGUGACGCUGCAGAUUUCGGACGCCCUGGUGACCUCGUCGGCGUAG